AAUCCCUUAAUUACGCCGUGAUCGGCGUGGCACCUGCUUUCCGCCCGCCCAGCUCCCGGGGGACCCCGGCACUGGGGGGUGGAGAGAAGGACGAGGGAAGGAGGAGGGCACGCGGAGGCACGCACCGUACCCAGGCGCGCCGGCAGGAGAGCGGCACCGUGGCUGGGGCAGUGCGCAGAGGCUGUGGAGGGGCUUUCGGCUCCCGGCCCGCGGGUCUCAGACCCAGGGGCUGGGCCCCGAGCCCCCCGCCCCGGUCCCAGUUGGGUCGCGCCAUGCUGCGCUACCUGCUCAAAACACUGCUGCAGAUGAACUUGUUCGCGGACUCCCUGGCGGGGGACAUUUCCAACUCCAGUGACCUGCUCUUCGGCUUCAACUCCUCGGUAGCGGCGCUCAACCACAGCCUGCUGCCCCCCGGCGAUCCCUCUUUCAACGCGUCAAGGGUCGAGCCGGAGGACGCGAUGCCGCGCAUCGUGGAGCAGCCGCCUGAUCUGUUGGUCUCCAGAGGCGAGCCGGCCACUCUGCCCUGUCGCGCGGAGGGCCGGCCCAGGCCCAACAUCGAGUGGUACAAGAAUGGGGCGCGAGUGGCCACUGCGCGCGAGGACCCGCGCGCGCACCGCCUGCUGCUGCCCAGCGGGGCACUCUUCUUCCCGCGCAUCGUUCACGGGCGCCGCGCGCGGCCCGACGAAGGUGUCUACACUUGCGUGGCGCGCAACUACCUGGGGGCAGCGGCUAGUAGAAAUGCCUCGCUAGAAGUGGCAGUCCUCCGUGAUGAUUUCCGGCAGUCUCCUGGGAACGUGGUGGUGGCAGUGGGGGAGCCAGCGGUAAUGGAAUGCGUGCCCCCCCGUGGCCACCCGGAGCCUUCCGUGUCUUGGAAGAAGGACAGUGCAAGACUCAAGGAGGAGGAGGGAAGGAUCACGAUUCGUGGAGGGAAGCUGAUGAUGUCACAUACACUCAAGAGUGAUGCAGGGAUGUAUGUGUGUGUGGCCUCCAACAUGGCAGGAGAACGGGAGAGUGGGGCAGCCGAACUUGUGGUCCUGGAGCGACCCUCAUUCCUGCGUAGACCUGUGAAUCAGGUGGUCCUGGCAGAUGCCCCUGUGGAUUUCCCAUGUGAGGUGCAAGGAGAUCCGCCACCUCGUCUAAGAUGGCACAAGGAAGAUGGGGAACUACCCACAGGCAGGUAUGAGAUCCGGAGUGACCACAGCCUUUGGAUCGGGCGUGUGAGUGCGGACGAUGAGGGGACGUACACCUGUGUGGCUGAGAACAGCGUGGGCCGUGCCGAAGCAUCUGGCUCCCUCAGUGUUCACGUCCCUCCCCAGCUGGUCACCCAGCCCCAGGACCAGAUGGCAGCUCCUGGAGAGAGCGUGGCUUUCCAAUGCGAGACCAAAGGAAACCCCCCACCUGCCAUCUUCUGGCAGAAGGAGGGAAGUCAAGUCCUGCUUUUCCCCAGUCAGCCACUUCAGCCCAAGGGGCGCUUCUCAGUCUCUCCCAGAGGCCAGCUCAACAUUACUGAUGUGCAGAGUGGGGACGCUGGCUACUAUGUGUGUCAGGCUGUUAGUGUGGCCGGCAGCAUCCUGGCCAAGGCCCUGUUGGAGGUAAAAGCAGCCUCCUCCUUGGACGGGCUGCCUCCCAUCAUCCUCCAGGGACCAGCCAAUCAGACGCUGGCACUUGGCUCCUCUGUGUGGCUGCCAUGCAGAGUGACUGGGAACCCUCAACCUAGCAUCCAGUGGAAGAAGGACGGGCAGUGGCUGCAGGGGGACGACGUGCAACUCAAUCUAAUGGCCAACGGUACCCUGUACAUCGCCAGGGUGCAGGAGAUGGACAUGGGUUUCUACAGCUGUGUGGCCAAGAGUUCCACAGGGGAGGCCACAUGGAGUAGCUGGCUUAGGAGGCGGGAUUAUCGCCUCACUGCAGAGGACUGGGGAGUUUCAUCAGAGCCCCCUACGGAGCCCAGUACCCCUCCAGGGCCUCCCUCUCAGCCACUGGUCACUGAGAUCACCAAGAACAGCAUUACCCUGACCUGGAAGCCCAACCCGCAGGCGGGGGCCACAGUCACCUCUUACGUGAUAGAGGCCUUCAGCCAAGCAGCUGGCAACACGUGGCGGACAGUGGCAGAUGGCGUGCAGCUGGAGACACACACUGUCAGCGGUCUGCAGCCCAACACCAUCUAUCUGUUCCUGGUACGAGCUGUGGGAGCCUGGGGCCUCAGUGAGCCCAGCCCCGUCUCUGAGCCUGUCCGCACCCAGGACAGCAACCCAUCCAGGCCAGUGGAGGACCCAUGGAGAGGCCAGAGGGGACUGGCUGAAGUGGCCGUGCGUAUGCAGGAGCCCAUAGUCCUUGGGCCCCGGACCUUGCAGGUGUCCUGGACUGUAGAUGGCCCAGUCCAGCUGGUGCAAGGUUUCCGAGUGUCUUGGAAGGUAGCAGGCCCUGAUGGGGGACACUGGACAGUACUGGACCUACAGUCCCCAAGCCAGCAAAGUACUGUGCUAAGUGGACUCCCCCCAGGGACCCAAAUUCAGAUCAAGGUGCAAGCCCAAGGCCAAGAGGGGCUGGGGCCUGAAAGUCCCUUCAUGACCAGAAGCAUUCCUGAGGAGGCCCCCAGUGGUCCCCCCCAGGGAGUGACAGUAGCCCUGGGGGGUGAAGGCAACAGCAGUGUCACAGUGUCCUGGGAACCUCCACUCCCUUCCCAGCAAAAUGGGAUCAUCAAGGAAUACCAGAUAUGGUGCCUGGGCAAUGAGAGUCGCUUCCACCUCAACCGGUCUGCGGCAGGCUGGGCACGCUCCGCGGUGCUCCGGGGACUGCUGCCCGGUGUUCUCUACCGGACCCAGGUCGCGGCGGCCACCAGCGUGGGCGUAGGCGUGGCCAGUGCCCCGGUGUCAGUGCAACUGCCUUCCCCGCCGGGAUUGGAGCCUGGGCUUGAGGUGGGCCCGGGGCUGGCGGAGCGGCUGGCGAGGGUGCUGCGGGAGCCUGCCUUCCUCGCGGGCAGCGGCGCCGCGUGCGGGGCGCUGCUCCUCGGGCUCUGCGGCGUCCUCUACCGGCGCCGGAGGCAGCGCAAGGAGCUCAGUCACUACACGGCUUCCUUUGCCUACACACCUGCAGGUAAGAUAUCUCUGCUCCAGUGGGGUUCAGACCCCAAGUACGGGCCCUUCUCUCACUCAGUGUCCCCCUCAUCUUCCCCAGUGUCCUUCCCACACUCAGAGGGCCUCUCUGGAGCCAGUUCCAGGCCACCCAUGGGCCUUGGCCCCGCCCCCUACCCAUGGCUAGCAGACUCGUGGCCCCACCCAUCAUCUCGAAGCCCCUCAGCCCCGGAGCCCAGGGGAAGCUGCUGCCCCAGCAAUCCUGACCCAGAUGACAGAUAUUACAAUGAAGCAGGAAUCUCCCUGUACCUGGCUCAGACGGCCCGGGGUCCUGCCGCCCCGACUGAGGGUCCUGUCUACAGCACCAUUGACCCAGCUGGGGAGGAGCUGCAGACCUUCCACGGGGGAUUCCCCCCAAAUCCCUCAGGGGAUCCAGGCACCUGGAGCCAGUACGCUCCUCCAGAAUGGAGCCAGGGGAACAGUGGAGCCAGGGGAGGCAAAGCAAAGCUUCUGGGAAAACCUGUGCAGAUGCCCUCUCUCAACUGGCCAGAAGCCCUGCCACCACCUCCCCCUUCCUGUGAACUGAGCUGCCUCGAAGGGCCUGAGGAGGAGCUGGAGGGCGGCUCAGAGCCAGAAGAGUGGUGUCCACCAAUGCCUGAGAGGAGCCACCUGGCAGAGCCCAGCUCCAGUGGAGGGUGCUUGGUCCCUCCGUCCCAAGGGGAAGCCCCCUCUCCCACAUCUUCCUAUGGACAGCAGUCCACAGCCACUCUUACCCCCUCACCUCCUGACCCUCCCCAGCCCCCCACUGACAUCCCCCAUCUCCACCAGAUGCCCAGGAGGGUGCCCCUUGGUCCAAGUUCCCCUCUCAGUGUAUCCCAGCCCACUCUGAGUAGCCAUGAAGGGAGGCCUGCUGGCCUGGGUGCUGGACCCACAGCCUCCUAUCACCUCAGCCCCAGCCCUGUCCCGAGUACAGCCAGCAGUGCCCCAGGGAGAACCCGGCAGGUCCCUGGGGAGAUGACUCCUCCACUUCAAGCGCCCCGUGCCCGAAUCCGGAAACCCAAGGCUGUUCCCUACCGACGGGAGCACAGUCCUGGGGGUGAGGGUGCCAGGGGCCUGAGAGAUGGUGAAAGGAGGGGGAACAGGCAGGAAACCAAGGACUUGCCCCCGCCGCCCUUGCCGCCACCAGAGGAAGAGGCAAGCUGGGCCGUAGGGCUGAGGGCAGCAGGCAGCAUGUCCUCCUUGGAACGGGAACAGGAACGCAGUGGAGAGAGGAGAAUGGUGCAGGCCGGGCCCUUGGGGGCCCAGCGGGGUCCCCACCUGGAUGAAGAGGCCUGGCUCCCUUACAGCCGACCCAGCUUCCUGUCCCGGGGCCAGGGCACCAGCACCUGUUCCACAGCUGGCAGCAACUCCUCCAGAGGCUCCAGCAGCUCCCGAGGCUCCCGGGGCCCUGGACGGAGCCGGAGCCGGAGCCGGAGCCAAAGACCAGGACGGAAACGCGGAGAGGAACCAAAAUGACCCUGGAUGAGGAUAUCAGGAGUUCCACGGGGAAGGGCUUGUCCCUGGGCCGGGAGCCUUGGAUGGGAGCCCCUCCCCCUGGUAAAUGGGUGUGAGCAGAGAGGAGCAGGGGGGGCCCUCUUCCCUCCCAGCAAUGAUGCUUAAAAGCCAGAGAGCCAGCUCUUCCUACCUGAAACUUUCCACCUCUUUCUACCUGAAACUCAUGUGUAAAAGGGACAAAUAAAAAGAGUCUGUUCAGA
Molecule: messenger RNA, 4828 nt
Organism: Herpailurus yagouaroundi (jaguarundi)
Lineage: Eukaryota; Metazoa; Chordata; Mammalia; Carnivora; Felidae
Gene: ROBO3
Product: roundabout guidance receptor 3
Exons: 27
Coding region: 273-4589 (1438 amino acids)
Biological process (GO): homophilic cell-cell adhesion; synapse organization
Cellular component (GO): axon; plasma membrane; neuronal cell body
Molecular function (GO): axon guidance receptor activity; protein binding
Source: RefSeq, a predicted model, not a curated record